Molecule: messenger RNA, 1071 nt
Organism: Lepus europaeus (European hare)
Lineage: Eukaryota; Metazoa; Chordata; Mammalia; Lagomorpha; Leporidae
Product: proline-rich protein 2-like
Exons: 3
Coding region: 1-1071 (356 amino acids)
Source: RefSeq, a predicted model, not a curated record
AUGAAUGUGAGACUUGUGAGCCAAGUUCUGACCUCUAAUAGUCAGCUGAAGGUUUUGAACAUAGCAGACAAUAAUUUACUCUCUACCUCUCUGGUUCUCCCCAGCAGCGGGUUCCGGGAGCUAAGGAAAGUUGGGGUCCCUCCUUCUCAUUCUCCAAGCCUCAGACGUCCGAGCUCCUCGGUUCCCUCGCCCCCACCCCCGAUAGCCCGGGAGGGGACUGACCUCUCCGCGAACCGCCCCAGGCCUCAGGACCCCCGGCUCGCCCAGCCCGCCCGACCCCCGCCGCCCGCAGGCCUGGAGCCCGGAGCUCGCGCCACCGGCUUUGGAAAGCAACGUCGCUGCCUCCGGGGCGCAGUCCUCGCGCCCUGGGGCCCGGCCGGGGCCACGCAGGGGUUCCCCAGGACGUUGAUGAGCUACAACAGGCGACGCCGAAAGCAAGGCCGCCUCCAGCCGCUCCCGACCCAGCGCCGCGCCGCGCCGGGAGAGAAGCAGCUGUUCCCAACAGCUGGGGGGCGGCGGCGCCGGGCGCCCCAGGUGCAGCCGCGGCCAAUCGCAGGCGUCCGGCCCGCCCCCUCCCCAGCCGGGCGUCGACCCCCGGCCCGCGGGGGAAGGGAGCAGAGAGGGCUGGGAGCGCCAUCCUCCGCACUCGUCUCGCAGCCUCCGCGGCGGGAGGGACGGACGCCGAGCCAGAGCCGCGCGGAGCCCCGAGCCGGGCCCUGCCGCGCGCCCCCCGCCGCCCACCUCCGCGCUCGGACGCUCGCGACGCCGACCCUCCCCACGCUCUACCCAAGACACCUGAUUUCUCAGAAAGGACCAUCUACCUCUGAGCGCGCCCCGCUUGCUCCGCGGCAGGACCACCCCUCUCCAAUCCGGCUCCUACCCCCAGACGAUCCGGAGAAUCUGGACCGUGACCGGCAGGGGGGGCGGGAGGAAAAAGCCGGGUCGAGUCUCCCGGGCUGCCAGCGACUUCGGAAGCCCCGCGCCCCGCGCCCUCGGCCGCCCCCGGCCGCUCGCCCCCGCCGCGCCGCCGCCCUCGCCCCCCGGCUCGCCUUCGGCCCCAAGCGGCGGUGA